UGAAAUUCUUUGUUUUCAGGUAUUUUUGUGGACAAUUUAUCUAACUUGAUACUACACCCUGGACCGCAGCAUCCAGCAUCCGUGGAAUUUGGGUUUGACCAGUCAGAAAGAGCUGGCUAGGAGCAGGUUAUACAGGUGCAGUGUUCUUUUGUUCUAACGGACAUUGAGUGCGGAACUCACAAUGGGGGAACUUUUCAGAAGCGAGGAGAUGACCCUGGCCCAGCUCUUCCUCCAGUCAGAGGCAGCCUACUGCUGCGUCAGUGAGCUUGGAGAAUUGGGCAUGGUCCAAUUUAGAGAUCUGAAUCCAGAUGUAAAUGUGUUCCAGCGCAAGUUUGUGAAUGAAGUGAGGAGAUGUGAGGAGAUGGACAGGAAACUAAGGUUUGUGGAGAAGGAGAUCAAAAAAGCGAACAUCCCAACCGUGGACACUGGAGAGAAUCCAGAGGUGCCUUUUCCCAGGGACAUGAUUGAUCUAGAGGCCACCUUUGAGAAGCUGGAGAAUGAACUAAAGGAGAUUAACACCAACCAAGAGGCACUGAAGAAGAACUUCCUGGAGCUGACGGAGCUUAAACACAUCCUCCGUCGAACACAGCAAUUCUUUGAUGAGAUGGAGGAUCCCAACCUCCUGGAGGAGUCAUCAGCCCUGAUGGAGGGCAGUGAGGGGGGCCGUGGGGCCCCACUCAGACUGGGGUUUGUGGCUGGAGUGAUUAGCAGGGAGAGGAUUCCAACUUUUGAGAGGAUGCUAUGGCGGGUGUGUCGUGGCAAUGUCUUCUUAAGGAAGGCAGAGAUUGAGGACCCUUUGGAGGACCCCACUACGGGAGACCAAGUCCACAAAUCAGUGUUCAUUAUCUUCUUCCAAGGUGACCAGCUAAAGAACAGGGUGAAGAAGAUCUGUGAGGGGUUCCGUGCCUCACUUUACCCAUGUCCAGAGACCCCUCAGGAGAGGAAGGAGAUGCUGGCAGGAGUCAACAGCCGCAUUGAUGAUCUCCAGAUGGUGCUGAACCAAACAGAGGACCACCGUCAGCGAGUGCUGCAGGCUGCCUCCAAGACCAUGAGGGUGUGGUUCAUCAAGGUGAGGAAGAUGAAGGCAAUCUACCACACGCUCAACCUCUGCAACAUUGAUGUUACCCAGAAGUGUCUGAUUGCCGAGGUGUGGUGUCCUGUCUCAGACCUGGACUCCAUCCAGUUUGCUCUGCGCAGAGGGACGGAGAGGAGUGGCUCGACAGUGCCAUCUAUCCUCAACAGGAUGCAGACCAAGCAAACUCCACCAACCUUCAACAAGACCAACAAGUUCACGUCAGGCUUCCAGAACAUUGUUGACGCCUACGGCAUUGGGAACUACAGAGAAAUCAAUCCAGCUCCAUACACCAUCAUUACGUUCCCAUUCCUGUUCGCUGUGAUGUUUGGUGACAUGGGUCAUGGCGUGUUGAUGACUUGUGCUGCCCUCUACCUGGUCAUCCGAGAAAGUCGCCUCCUUGCCCAGAAGAGUGAGAAUGAGAUGUUCAACAUGGUGUUCGCUGGUCGCUAUAUUAUCCUGCUCAUGGGGAUCUUCUCCAUCUACACUGGCAUCAUUUACAACGACUGCUUUUCAAAGUCACUCAACAUGUUCGGCUCUGGAUGGAGUGUCAGGCCCAUGUUCAGUGUAAAAGGAGCGAACUGGUCGUUUGAGACACUUGAUGGAAAUGCAGUUCUACAGUUAGACCCAGCGGUUCCUGGUGUGUUCAAUGGGCCUUAUCCAUUGGGAAUUGAUCCGAUCUGGAAUGUUGCCACCAACAAGCUUACCUUCCUUAACUCAUUCAAGAUGAAGAUGUCUGUGAUCCUGGGUGUCAUCCACAUGCUGUUUGGUGUGUCUCUCAGUCUCUUCAACCACCUGUACUUUAAGAAGCCACUGAACAUCUUCCUGGGCUUCAUCCCAGAGAUUGUCUUCAUGUCAAGCCUGUUUGGGUACCUUGUUCUUCUGGUGUUCUACAAGUGGACAGCCUAUGAUGCCUCCACCUCCAAGGAUGCUCCAAGCCUGCUCAUCCACUUUAUCAAUAUGUGUCUGUUCAACUACAGCGACCCCACAAACAAGCCUCUCUACAGGGGACAGAUGGGGAUCCAGGUUUUGUUGGUGCUGAUUGCCCUUGCAUGUGUACCCUGUAUGCUGAUUGUGAAAACUAUGGUGCUUCGGCGCCAGCACCUGUGGAAAAAGCACCUGUCCCAGAAGAGGGAAGAAACCCCUGCAGAGAAUCUAGAGCAGUCUUUAGAGCAAACAGGCGUGUCCUCAUCAUGCACCGGACUCACCCAACAGGGCACGCAGAAGUUUGGAGGGGUGCGGGUGGGCAACGGACCCACGGAAGAUGAGGCUGGCAUCAUGGACCACGACCAGCUCUCGCAGCACUCAGAGGAAGGAGAUGAGCACUCAGAGGAAGAGCCGGACAAAAGAAAAGCAUGGAAAGAGGAAACCAGACCAGCACAAAGCCAAACCCAACAAGAGCAACACAGAGCAAUAGACUCCCAUGAUUGCCCCCUCCCGGCCCACUUACAUACAGGGAAGUUUGACUUUGGUGAUGUAGCUGUCCACCAGGCCAUCCACACCAUAGAGUACUGUCUGGGAUGCAUCUCCAACACAGCUUCCUACCUGCGACUCUGGGCCCUCAGCCUGGCUCACGCACAGCUGUCGGAGGUGCUUUGGUCCAUGGUGAUGCACCUAGGUCUGUCCUCCCGGAGUGGGGGCGGGUUCUUCGGCCUGUCCAUCAUAUUCUCCGCCUUUGCCACCCUCACUGUUGCCAUCCUGCUCAUCAUGGAGGGGCUGUCAGCUUUCCUGCAUGCCUUGCGUCUGCACUGGGUGGAGUUCCAAAACAAGUUCUACUCUGGCCAGGGCUUCAAGUUUGUCCCCUUCUCAUUUGAGAGUAUCCUGGAGGGACGAUUUGAUGAAUGAUCCCGCCUCAGCCCCACCAGGAUGAGCCAGUAGAGUCCUCAGCCUUCCCCCCAAUCUGUGUAUGUAUGUAUGUGUGUGUGUGUUCGCAUGUGCAUGCAUGAGAUCAAGCUUAGUCCUCUUGCAUCCUCUAGUGGUCACUUGUGAAAUUAUUAUUGUUUCUGAGCAAUAACAGUCCUUGUAAAUGGUUUUUCCAGUGACCAUAUACCAAGCUGUACCCAUACUGGAGCUUCUAUUCCUGUGACACAGUACCAUCACUGUGCUCAGCUCUCAGUAUGUUCACUCCCACUGUAAUAACAUUUCCUCUGCCAGCUUCAAAAAUAUGUGUUACCCGUUACAUUUGGCAAGGUCUGUGUCCUUAUAGAUGAAUUUGAAUUGUAGACAAGUUGAAAAGUCUUUUAUCUUUAGAUCACAUUGUGAGUGGUUUGCCAAUAAAUGCCCAUCUAAGUGAUCUGCUGUAAAACUGUCAUUUCUGACUAAACUACUUCAAAACCUGUGUCCCAUGGAUCUACCUUAAGUAUUUGCACAGCUUAGAACAGUGAGGCAUUGGAAAAACCUUAUCCUGCUUGUGAAGAAGACUGUAAGACACACUGUCUUCCUUCUCAUGUGUAAUCAGAAAAUCUUUAACCCCAGCAGAAAUAUUAACUCUAUUUGUACUAAUUGUACUGCACCUCUGUAGAAACACAAGACAGAAAAAUUCUAUGUUACAUUUAUGUACAGUAAGAAUACCUUUCAUAGGCACAUACAAUA
Molecule: messenger RNA, 3664 nt
Organism: Scatophagus argus
Lineage: Eukaryota; Metazoa; Chordata; Actinopteri; Scatophagidae
Gene: atp6v0a1b
Product: ATPase H+ transporting V0 subunit a1b
Exons: 23
Coding region: 182-2917 (911 amino acids)
Biological process (GO): vacuolar acidification; proton transmembrane transport
Cellular component (GO): plasma membrane; vacuolar proton-transporting V-type ATPase, V0 domain; vacuolar proton-transporting V-type ATPase complex
Molecular function (GO): ATPase binding; proton-transporting ATPase activity, rotational mechanism
Source: RefSeq, a predicted model, not a curated record